Lottia gigantea (owl limpet) is the source of this 1779-nucleotide messenger RNA. RefSeq lists its product as hypothetical. The transcript has a single exon. NCBI's taxonomy places the organism in Eukaryota, Metazoa, Mollusca, Gastropoda, Lottiidae. Gene Ontology annotation, biological process: signal transduction. The record is from RefSeq and is a predicted model, not a curated record. Bases 1 to 1779 code for a protein of 592 amino acids.
AUGAAAGGAAACUUCAGAAUUGCUAUUAUAAACUAUGUAUUUACUGGUAUAGGCAAUCGCUUGAUUCGUUUAAAGAGGCUUGGUCGGAUAUAUUAUGAAAGAAAGAUCGAUAAUUGGAGAAAUAUCAUUCUGGAUAUUGCUAAAAAUAACCUUAAAUUUGAAUAUUUUGUAGUUUGUCUUCAAUAUGCAUUGUCACACAUUGUAUCGUGUGUAACAAUUUUCACUUUGCUCUAUGUAAACUUUAGAAAUUCCAAUAUAGAAGCACAACUAAGAAAUAAUAUUAUUAAUGUUUCGGUUGAGAAUAACGAUAGUGAUGGCGUGAUACGAUAUAAAGGUGAAGAUGUGAUAUUAUAUUGUGAUCUAAUGAUAAGUGAUUUAGAGUGUUUUAGUGAUGUUAUAUGGAGAGUAAAUAAUACAGAAAUAGUAAAAGAUUGUGAUCAUAUUAUAUCAUACAACCAAACUAAUAAUAUUAAUGUUACAUCAUUACAAAAAAUAAAUACCCAUUUACAAUCAACUUUAAACAUCAAUUCCAUAAAAUCGUCUGAUUUUGGUCAUUAUUCUUGUGCAUUUUAUCAAUGUGAUGUUGACGUUAUGGACAAGGAUUCCACCUAUGACAAUCCAAAUUGGUGCUUGAGAGAUUCAAUAAAGACCUUUCAUCUACUGGAGAAGCCUGUUGACAAUAAAAGGUUUGAACUGAUUCCAGGGUCUGUCUUAUCUGUGUAUUAUGAAUUCAAGUCUAUAAGUGAUCCGGGUGAUAUUUCCUUAAAACUCUUGCGAAAUGGAGUAUCUUUUAAUUCUGUAGGCGAAGGAACGUGCUCCUUAUUUAUUUCCCUUUAUCAGUAUUUAUCUGGAAGUUUUAGUGAAUAUCCAAUGUUAGAUAGAAAGGUUCUUAAUGAUGGGUUUAUGAAGAUAUAUUCCUUAAAGUUCGAUAUAUGUAUUGCUCAAAAUGGAUAUGGCACAUAUGAACUGGUCAUUGAAAAACGAUUUUAUCAACUUAAGAUGAUUAUAGCAGGCCUUAAGCAUCCAUUAGUGAUGGAAUUAAUACCAAAAACGCCGGAUAUUUUCCAAAACCCAUUCUAUAACUUUUCUCAUUACUCACGGAAUAGACUGUCGGCAUUGGCUCAGCUAUGCUGGUUAAAACAUCCACCAAAUAAUUCCGUUCUACCCUGUUAUUCUAUUGUUGAUUCCUUUCUUUCUGAAAUUAGUCUGUUUUUCUUGAUGGAAUAUCUAAUAAUAUCCAUAUCGGUAAUUUUGUUGGUAAUUUCAUACUAUAUUAUUCGAAGAUCUAGUAGCCCUAUAGUGAGAUUGUUCUUUCGAAAAAUCCUCUUGAGGAAAUCAAAAUUUCUCACCUAUGACAAUGGCAGUUUACAAAAUGUGUUUGAUAUUUAUGUGUCAUAUGCUCGAGAGGAUGGCAGCCUUGCAAGGCGCAUUGUAAUACUGCUAAAAUCCUUUGGAUUUGAAGUGUAUUGGGAAGAUGAACAUGUAAAAUUUGGCCAAAGUGUUUGUUCUAAUCACUCUGAAUAUGUGAGACUGAGUCGUACCUUCAUUGUUAUUGCCACUGAAAGUUAUCUUGUAACAGCAUUUAAAAAUACAACCGAAAUAUCUUGUAUUUUGGACCAUAUAAGAGACCAUAGAGAACGAUUGUUAAUUCUCAAAGUAGGAAAAAAUGACAUAGUUGAACCUAUUUUGGAAGCUUAUACUGCUCAUGAGUGGAGUUUUGAAAUUGAAGAUAAAGAUCACAUUAUUAAAUAUUGGAGUCAAAAUAUAUGCUCAAAAUAA